Molecule: messenger RNA, 789 nt
Organism: Lindgomyces ingoldianus
Lineage: Eukaryota; Fungi; Ascomycota; Dothideomycetes; Pleosporales; Lindgomycetaceae
Product: defender against death DAD protein
Exons: 2
Coding region: 84-527 (147 amino acids)
Biological process (GO): protein N-linked glycosylation
Cellular component (GO): oligosaccharyltransferase complex; membrane
Source: RefSeq, a predicted model, not a curated record
CACGACCUCAAUUCCCAGAGAUACUUCUCCCGACCCUCUCACCAACCGAAUCCGCCUCUAAGCAGACCAGUCAUAAAGUCACAAUGCCUCCGAAAAGCCGCCAUACUCAAACCUCCCCCCCUUCCUCCUCGACACCAGCAAGGCCCGCCCCUUCGUCAUCGUCAUCGUCGAAAGCAAGCAGCUCGUCGGCACUCGAUGCCCAAGACAUCGUCCUUAGCGUCUGGAACAAAUAUCUCGAGAAAACGCCACAGCGAGUAAAGUUGUUGGACAGCUUUAUGGGGUUUCUGGCUGUAGUCGGGGUCCUGCAAUUCGUGUACUGCUGUUUGGUUGGAAACUUUCCAUUCAACGCGUUCCUCUCCGGCUUCAGUGCCACCGUUGGUCAAUUCGUGCUCACAGCAUCUCUCCGUAUUCAAACCAAUCCCGAAAACAAGGCUGAAUUCGAGAGUAUUUCCACCGAGCGUGCAUUUGCGGAUUUUGUUUUCGGAAGCCUGCUUCUGCAUUUCUUCUGCGUUAAUUUCAUAAAUUAAACAUGGCUGGGCGGGGCAAUGAGAAUGGCUUGUGCUGGUGAGAUGAGGUGAAGAGGCUAGGGGAGAUUCCUAAGACGGACAGGGCUUUAUCCCGAAAGUAGAACAGGAUGCUUGGAUGCUUGGAAGAACCAGUGGCUAUUCGGUGGGCGUACAGGUUGAUGGAUUUUGAAAUGGCCUUCAUGUGUACUACUCGGACUAGGGAUUCUAAAUAUCAAAACGCGUUGAAGGGUUUCAUGCCACAUGCCGGCAUGGCCAUGUAAUG